This is a messenger RNA of Fonsecaea monophora, 1725 nucleotides long. RefSeq lists its product as hypothetical. Lineage: Eukaryota; Fungi; Ascomycota; Eurotiomycetes; Chaetothyriales; Herpotrichiellaceae. The record is from RefSeq and is a predicted model, not a curated record. Gene Ontology annotation, molecular function: CoA-ligase activity. The transcript has 3 exons. Gene Ontology annotation, biological process: secondary metabolic process. Bases 1 to 1725 code for a protein of 574 amino acids.
AUGACUUACCGGUCUCGUUGGUCGGUCGACAUCCCCAGAUGCUCGUUUCCGACCUUUGUGUUUGGUGACGCAAAGGCCGAUCUGGGCUCGGAGCCAUGCUUCUUGGAUGCGUCCCGUUCAGGCGAGCGAUUUCUUACAAGAAAUUCGUUCAAGCUAUGGUCGCAGAGACUAGCGAUGGGGCUGCGGAAGCACGCACAUUUUCAGGAUGGAGAUCGAGUGGUGGUCUUUUCCGGUAACUCGUUGGCUGUGCCGGUGGCCUUCUUCGGUAUCGUCAUGGCGGGAGGUAUCUUCUCAGGCGCAAACCCCACCUACACGUCGAGGGAGCUUGCGCAUCAAAUCCGCGAUUCAGGGGCCAGCAUUGUGCUCUGUGCAGACUUUCUGGUCCAGACAGCUUUGGAGACGGCCAAGCUGUGCGGUCUAGAGCCCAGUCGAAUUUUCCUGCUCAACGACUCCAUUUUCUGGGGCCCCGAUCCAGAUGAGAGGGAAUCUGUCACACAAGUAUGCAGAAGCUGGGACGCCUUGAUGGCACCGGAAGUGAAAGCGAGCAAUUAUGGCUGGCACACGUUAGAUGGGCCCGGGGAAUGCGACAAGACUGUCGCGCUCAACUAUUCCUCCGGCACCACGGGGCUGGCCAAGGGCGUGGAGAUCACCCACCGCAAUUAUGUGGCCAACACGUUGCAACUUAACUUCCUAAAUACGCUCUGGCCCGAUCACUGCGAGCGAACCAAGAAGGCAAGAUGGCUCUGCUAUUUGCCGUUGUAUCAUGCCCUGGCCCAGACCCUCUAUGUUGCUUGCGCCUUGCAGCAAAGGAUCCCGGUCUAUAUCAUGACCAAAUUCGACCUGUUGGAAGUUUUGAACAACGUCCAACGAUUUCGAAUCACGGAUCUUGCCCUCGUUCCGCCGAUUGCCGUGGCCCUGGUGAAGCACCCUGCGACAAGGAACUUUGAUCUGAGCUCCAUUUCGGCCGUUACCAGUGGUGCCGCACCCUUGAGUCGAGACAUUUGUCGACGAUUGGAGAAGAUCUUGAAUGGCAGAGUCAACGUUAAGCAGGGAUGGGGCAUGACCGAAGUCACCAGCUCUCUGUUAGGAUGGGAUCCGACACGGUACUCCGACUCCAGCGGGGUGGGUGAGCUCAAUCCCAACUGCGAAGCCCGGAUCGUGCAGGUGGUGGUGAAGUUGAAUGGCACCGAAGAUUUCGUCCCUGUCACGCAGCGUGGGCCGGAUUACACCGGCGAGCUGUGGGUGCGCGGUCCCAAUGUCAUGAAAGGAUACUGGCGGAAUCCAUCAGCGACGGCGAACGCUUUCGUGGAAGACCGAGAAGGCCGGUGGUUGAGGACUGGCGACGUGGCCUACAUCGACCACACGGGCUGUUUCUUUAUCGUCGACAGAAUCAAAGAGCUCAUCAAAGUCAAGGGCAAUCAGGUGGCCCCCGCCGAGCUCGAAGCCCUGAUUCUUGAGCACCCGGACGUUAUAGACGUGGCGGUGAUAGGUAAGCCAACUGAAGAGGGCGAUGAGAAGCCAUGCGCCUUUGUGCAGAAGCGACCGGGCGCGACGAUCACCGCCAAAGAUAUUGAAGACUUGGUGAGACAGAGGACGGUCAGAUAUAAGUGGCUGGCCGGUGGAGUUCAGUGGAUUGACGCAGUUCCGAAGAACCCAUCAGGCAAGAUCUUACGGCGGCAAUUAAGAGACCUCGCUCGACAAAGACCAGGCGUGCAAAGACUAUAG